AGUUCUAACUGUGUUUAUGUGUGUGGCGACAUUGUCGCAUAUUUAACAAAUAAACUGGAUAACGGCGAACGUAAAAGUGACUUCUCAGCUAGUUUAAGCUUGACGGAUCAAGAAUUUGUUUAUAAUGUUGGAAUAGAUAUUGAAUUAUUUUUAAAAAAGCGUUUGAGCAGUGGUGUGUUGCUCUUUCCACCUGUGAACAAUUAUCGCCGUUAUCUUAUACAUCAAGCAUGUGAGAACUAUCGCCAGCAAUACGAUCUAUUGACAUUUUCCGUGGGGCAAGGGGCACAAAGACGUACUGUCGUCUGUUUUCGCAAUCAACUCAUCGAUCCGCACGGCUUUGAGGCUCGCAAACAGCAGAACCAAACACAACAACAAGCAGUAAAGAGUUGGCGCAGCAACAGCGGCAGAAGCAGCAGCGCCAGCAGAAAACGCGUAACGGAUUUGUGUAAAAUGGGCGUCAAGAAGCACAUUAGCGAUACACCUUUAAGCAAAUCAAACUCUGUGGAUCUCUAUAGGCCUCCUGCGCUUAGAACCAACAGCAGCGAAGAAGCUGCAACGAACGAAACAAUAACAACGACAACAAAUCACACAGAAGCAAUCACAACAACUACCUCCAGCUCAGUGUACGCAGCUGACAAACAGUCGCCGCACAGAGAGCCACAAAUCAACGGUGCUGCAGCAGCGUCAACUCGUCGCGAACGACGUCCAGACCGCGCUGUUUAUGUGCCAAGGGCACGACGCAGUCAGACAACACCGCCAACGACGUCGACGUCAACGUCAACAACAGCAACAGCAUUGUUAAUGCCAGCGCCAGCGCCAACAGAGGCAGCACCAAUGGCUGCGACUACGUGCAAUCUACAGAGCGAGCCGCAAGCGCUGGAAACUCCAGUUGUUGAUGCAAGCUCGUUGAAGCCAGACGAUAGCAACGGCCAGCAAACUAAACCGAAAAAGAGUAAACCUCGUAAGGAGCGCAUCAAGAAAACGAACGGUAAACCCACUGAGGGAGCUACUUUACUUGUGAUUGCGCCCAGUGAAACUGAAGCAGACCAAGAACCACUUCCACCGCCAGACAACAAUAGCGACUGUGAUAAGGAGAUGAUGGGCGGAGCCCAACGUCAACGCAAUGGCGCCUCUAAGCAGAAGCUGACAGCAAUGCGCAUUGAGGAUGUGGCCGCGCCGAACUCCGCAGGUGCAACUACAGCUACUGAUGAUGCUAACAAAUGUGAUAACGAAGUGCGCGAGCUGCAACGUGCCUCCAAGGAAAUCAAUCGCAGCAAUCGUCGCAUUAUGAAACAAACUUUUGUGUCCGAUGUGCUUGAAAUACCUGAAAAGAUUGAAACUGUGCCCACGGCCAAAACUGUAGGGGCUACAGCAGCAGCAACUUCAAUAACAGCAGGUGCUGCUCAGCUACCGCCUGCUGACAGCACCACUGAGGAUGAUGAUGAGGAGGAGAAUGAGGAUGAUUGGGAGAACAUGUUCGACGAAAGCGGAGACUGCUUGGAUCCCAAGAUACUAGAAGAACUCACGGAGUCUGUGGGCAAAUGCAAAAUCGAAUUGCCUCAAAUGGACUAUAGUUUAUACCACAUAAAACAAUCACUGCUUAACGAGGAGGAGUUCCCACAUGUACUUGAGGUGUCAAAUUUUCCAGUUGAAUUCAAGACACCGGACUUGCUUAUGCUCUUCUCGCAGUACAAAAGCAGUGGCUUUGAUAUAAAAUGGGUCGACGAUACUCAUGCCUUGGCUGUGUUUAGCAGUUCCCGUAUUGCUGCUGAGGUGCUAACCAUGGGACAUCCAUUUGUCAAACUGAAGCCAUUAGCAGAGGCCACUCUUGAAUCGCGUUUAAAGGCAAAGAAAGCUGGUGCUGUGUCGAUGCAACCUUAUCGUCAGCGUCCGGAAACCUGUACAGCCAUGGCACGUCGUUUGGUGUCUGGCGCCUUGGGCGUCAAGCUACCCACAGCACCAGAAGAACGUGAAAACGAACGUCGAGUACUGCGUCAAGCCAAAGAACGCAAACUUUUAGCUGCCAAACAGCGCGAUGAAGUGUGGGAGAGCUAGGUCAGGAAGCCGGCUGUAAGAUGCAUUUUUUGCCGGCAUGCUAAACACAUGUCGCCAACACCUCUCACAAUACUUUCUCAAUCAAAGCUAGUAACUGAAAUUUAAUUACAUAUACAUAUAUAGUUUCAAUGCUAAUUUAUGUAUGUUAAAUAUUUUCGCAAUAAUGUGCAAUUUUGCACUGACAGUUUUUUGUGCUCAAUUUG
Molecule: messenger RNA, 2258 nt
Organism: Drosophila busckii
Lineage: Eukaryota; Metazoa; Arthropoda; Insecta; Diptera; Drosophilidae
Product: R3H and coiled-coil domain-containing protein 1
Exons: 10
Coding region: 451-2055 (534 amino acids)
Molecular function (GO): nucleic acid binding
Source: RefSeq, a predicted model, not a curated record